Molecule: messenger RNA, 4036 nt
Organism: Sinocyclocheilus rhinocerous
Lineage: Eukaryota; Metazoa; Chordata; Actinopteri; Cypriniformes; Cyprinidae
Product: F-box/WD repeat-containing protein 7-like
Exons: 12
Biological process (GO): ubiquitin recycling; proteasome-mediated ubiquitin-dependent protein catabolic process
Cellular component (GO): cytoplasm; nucleus
Molecular function (GO): ubiquitin binding
Source: RefSeq, a predicted model, not a curated record
UCUUUUCGGAGAGGAGAGACCUGGAGAGGAGACCCGGGGGAAACAUCAGUCCCUGUGCACACAGGAGCUUCACUUUCCUUCGCCCCUCCACCAGUUUACCAGAAUGCCAAGUCCUUGUCCUCCUCAGACAGCCUAGCGAAGGUGCAGGAGGUAGCAAGCUGGCUUUUGGAAAUGAACCAGGAUCUGCUGUCGGGGGGCAGCGGCAGCAGGGCGGCCCAGCAGCAGAGGCCUGGGGCAGGUAACAGCACCUCCGGCCGCGCACCCCAGCCCCAGGCGGAGCACAUGAACCGGGUGCUGGAGGAGCAGGAGCAGGAGGCGCAGCAACAGAGAAGAGAAGCAGCCGAGGAGGAAGAGGACGGACGAGAGCGGCCGAGGGAUCAAGAGGAGGAGCCGUGGCCUUCCGGAGCCGAGCCGGUGGAGGAAGGACGGAGGAGUGAGGUGAAUGGAGCCGAAAAGGGUGCCCAGUGGAUGUGGGAGCAGGAGCAGCACCGGCGGCGUAGACGGCAUCGCGAGGAAGAGGAGGAGAACGAGGAGGAGGAGGAGGAGGGGAAUAAUAACGGCGGAAGGGAAGGGCAGGUCAGAGCGGGACUUCGUUCAGACCAGAACGAAGACGAUGAGGAGGAUGGCGAGGAGGAAAUGGACCAGGAUAGCGAUGAGUUUGAGCAUUCAGAAGAGAGUGGGAGGGAAGAGGAGGAGGAGGCUGAAGAUGAGGAGGAAGGAGAGGAAGGCCUCCACUCUCCCUCCCUCAGGACCGCUGUGACGGACCUUAAUGAUAACACAGACCAGUCCUCCGGACGACAGCACCAAAGCUCACCCUCGUUUUGCAAGAAUAAGAUGAAGAGGAAGUUGGACCAUGGCCCCGAGGUUCGAUCUUUCCCUUCAGGAAAAAAGCCCUGUCCAAGUCCCACAGGACUGCCGUUCCCAGCCACCCCCACUACGUUUCGGGACAUUCGAGCGGUCAAUGGGCAGGGUCAGCAGAGACGGCGCAUCACGUCCAUCCAGCCCCCCACAGGCCUGCAGGAGUGGCUCCACACCUUUCAGAGCUGGAGUGGCCCAGAGAAGCUGCUCGCGCUGGAUGAGUUGAUUGACAGCUGUGAGCCAACACAGGUGAAGCACAUGAUGCAGGUGAUCGAACCACAGUUUCAGAGAGACUUCAUCUCGCUCCUGCCCAGAGAGUUGGCCUUACACGUGUUGUCAUUUCUGGAGCCAAAGGAUCUGCUUCAGGCAGCUCAGACGUGUCGUUACUGGCGCAUCCUAGCAGAGGACAACCUGCUCUGGAGGGAGAAAUGCAAAGAAGAAGGUAUUGACGAGCCCUUGCACAUAAAGAGAAGGAAGGUUAUCAAGCCAGGGUUCGCACACAGCCCCUGGAAGAGUGCCUAUAUUAGACAACACAGAAUAGACACCAACUGGAGGAGAGGAGACCUCAAAUCACCUAAGGUGUUGAAAGGCCAUGACGAUCAUGUCAUCACCUGUCUCCAGUUCUGUGGAAACUGCAUUGUGAGCGGCUCAGACGACAACACGCUCAAAGUAUGGUCUGCUGUUACUGGGAAGUGUUUGCGGACGUUAGUUGGCCACACCGGCGGGGUCUGGUCCUCUCAAAUGCGAGACAACAUCAUUAUCAGUGGCUCCACAGACCGAACGCUGAAGGUCUGGAAUGCAGAGUCGGGAGAAUGUAUCCACACGCUGUACGGUCAUACCUCAACAGUGCGCUGUAUGCACUUGCAUGAGAAAAGAUUGGAUCCGCUCCUCCUACAGUUUGACGGCAUCCACGUGGUGAGCGGUUCGUUGGACACGUCGAUCCGGGUGUGGGAUGUAGAGACUGGAAACUGUAUUCACACGCUCACAGGUCAUCAGUCCCUCACCAGCGGCAUGGAGCUCAAAGAUAAUAUCCUGGUCUCCGGAAACGCAGACUCCACCGUCAAGAUCUGGGACAUCAAGACCGGCCAGUGCCUACAGACACUGCAAGGUCCCCACAAGCACCAGAGUGCAGUGACAUGCCUGCAGUUCAACAAGAAUUUUGUCAUCACCAGCUCUGAUGACGGUACGGUGAAGCUGUGGGACCUUCGGACGGGCGAGUUCAUCCGUAACCUGGUCACACUGGAGAGCGGAGGCAGCGGCGGCGUGGUCUGGCGGAUCCGCGCCUCCAAUACCAAACUGGUUUGCGCGGUGGGCAGCCGUAACGGCACGGAGGAAACCAAGCUGCUGGUGCUGGACUUCGACGUGGACAUGAAGUGAAGGGGGGUGAACUUAAAGGGGACUCGUUUGGAAAACGGGGAGGGUGUGGGGGGGGGGAGCAACCUGCCGCGCCAGGACCGAUCGCUCACUUCAUGGCACCUCCCCGUUAAGUUGCCGCCAACAUUUCUCCCCGUCGUGCCACGGUCCGCGACUGCCGCCAUAGUUCCGUUCACCUUCCGAAGUGCAGACGCUCACAGCAUUCUGGGAAGGAAACUGACAAGAAGGACUUGGGAAGACAGGAUUUGUCCCUUUUCCUUCCACUCAAGGCGACCUUGCACAGAGACUUGUUCGCUCAAGCCUGACUGAAAUUCACACCCAUAUGUACAAACAUUUUUUUGUUUUUUUGAACAAAACAGUCAACACUGUAUACAUGAGACCCCUAAUGCAUCGACACGAACACGGAGUGAUAAAUAGUGUAUACAAAUGACACUUUAAUGGAGACAGAUCAGAGCUUUGUACUGCGGGAGUGACUCAAGAGAGAGAAAGGAAGCCAAUUUUGUCGGUCCUCAUCAACCUCAGCACACGCCAAAUAUCCCUUUCUUCCUCAUGCGUUGAAUUUUUCUUUUGUAUCUGUUUUUUUUGCUUUGUUCCCCACAACUUGUCUUUUGGUUUUCGCGUCAACAGCUGUGAAUUAAAGUUUUGUGCUUUCUUUUCAAGUUCAGCAUUUUUUUGUUUCACGAUCCUGCCUCUGUUGCAAACAACAGGUUUCAGUAUUAAGCUAAACCCACUCUGCUGUUUCACACGUUUAUGGGAUUUUAUUUUGUAAUUUUUUUUUCUUUUUGUAAUUUAGUGCUCCAUAAGCAGUGCCUCUCUGGAUCGGAGAUGACCUGCAUUCGUUAUGCUUUUCAACCAGUCUGGUCUGAUUAGCUCAUCAGUGCUGGUGCUCUGUGGGAAAUGUUUUCCCAUAAGCUCCUGGGAAUAUGCCCCCCCCUCCUCCAGUACUGUCCAUCCCAGUGACCAAACUGGAUUUUAUGCUGCUAGACUCACAGAAAAAUAAGGUGGAACUUUAACUGGCUGUGACGUUUUAGUCCCAGACGAAAUUCUAAACAAAAGUUACUUGUGGAGUUUGAACUUGUAAAACGACACAAACAAACGUACCAACAAAAGCAAAAUAUCGACAAAACCGCUUCUCUUUUUUUGCCACUGAAACUUGAGCCAAAUGUGCCUCUACGAGGCGUAGAGGAGGGAGAAUGUCUGACAAAGAGACGGGUUUGUCUGCUGAGAUGAAACGCCGGACGAGUAGAAACUAUUUUGCGUGUGUUUGCGAUGCGAGCAUGACUGGGUGUGUGUGCGGGUGUGUGUUUGAGCAAAUUGUUCACACAUUCCUUGGGACAAAAGCUGUUGUCAUCCUGUUCUGUGUGGAAAUGUAUGCUUCGACUAAAAAGAAUACCAUUCUUGUUUUUAAUUAGUUGAAAAACGAGAUUGUUGGAACCGGCGUUAAGUUACCGAAGAAUAAAGGUGGUCUUAGUGUACAGAAAUGGACAUCUGAUUACAUUUUAAGUGCUAGAGCUAACCUGGUUCCGUUGUUGACGCUCUCAUGGGUUUUUUUGUUAGUUUUUUUGAAUGGUAAAGCAGCUUCAUAGAUGAACAGGACGUAACCGCAUCCGUAGCCAAACGAUUCGUCUCAUCCUCCAAGUCACACAACUCAAGCUGAACUGUGAAAGUGGUUUAACACUGUAUAUUAAAGGAAAAACAAUCUUGUUCUUUCACCUGUUUUUUUUUUUUCUUCCCGUUUAAUUUAUAAUCUGGUUUGAGAAAUCAGAUGUUGGAGCUGUUUUAUUUUUUCAGUUUAUGUAAACUG